GGCAUAGUUGAAGCCACCUCAGCAAAGGUAGGAAGCAGGGUAGGAAACUCCAUUAGUAAUGGAGUUUCUUUUCUUGGUCUUCCUCUGUUGCUCUUUCUGGUCAGGUGUCUUUUGAUUGUCUUUCGUCCUGUUCUGAGGCCUUGGGAUCCCAUCCUCUUUCCCUGGGUCUAAGCCCCACUCUCUGGCAGGUUUGACAGCAAUGCCUCUGCUAGCUCCUCCAGUAAUGAGGGUGACAGUGAUCGAGAUGAGAAGAAGCGGAAACAGCUCAAGAGGGCCAAGAUGGCCAAGGAUCGGAAGAGCCGCAAGAAGCCUACGGAGGUAAAGAAGGGCAAAGACCCCAAUGCCCCUAAGAGACCCAUGUCUGCAUACAUGCUGUGGCUCAAUGCCAGCCGAGAGAAGAUCAAGUCAGAUCAUCCUGGCAUCAGCAUCACAGACCUUUCCAAGAAGGCAGGCGAGAUCUGGAAGGGAAUGUCCAAAGAGAAGAGAGAGGAAUGGGACCGCAAGGCUGAGGAUGCCAGGAGAGACUAUGAAAAAGCCAUGAAAGAAUAUGAAGGAGGGCGAGGCGAGUCCUCUAAAAGGGAUAAGUCAAAGAAGAAGAAGAAAGUAAAGGUAAAGAUGGAAAAGAAAUCCACACCUUCUAGGGGUUCAUCAUCCAAGUCAUCAUCAAGGCAGCUAAGUGAGAGCUUCAAGAGCAAAGAAUUUGUGUCUAGUGAUGAGAGCUCCUCAGGAGAGAACAAGAGCAAAAAGAAGAGGAGGAGGAGCGAGGACUCUGAAGAAGAGGAACUAGCUAGUACUCCUCCCAGCUCAGAGGACUCAGCAUCAGGAUCUGAUGAGUAGGGAGAGUUCUCUCUACGCACUUACCCUGCCACACCCCAAAGCUCCCCAACUCAUGUUUUGGUACCAGUUUCUCCUCACAUGAAAUGUAGUGCUUGGAUUCUGUGCCAUCUGAACAAGCUCUCUGGAGGCAGGCACUUCGCUCGGACAGUGGGGAAUGGUCUUCCCCCUGCUGCUUCAUAAGGACUGCUCCUUGUAGUUUGGGGAGAGACUGGGUAGGAUUCUGUCUACUAUCUGUUCACAGGGCAGCACAGGAUCCAAAUCCUCAUUCUGCUGUCUGGACCUUAGGGAUACAGCUGCUUCUUGUCCUGUUCAGGUUGCUGCAGCAGGGAUCAUGUGAGGUCAAGCCUAUAGCUCCUAACUGGGCCUAUUUCUACUUUUAUUUUGUAUUUCUGGUCAGUGAAAUCAACAUUUAAUAAAGGGAACUGACUUUG
Messenger RNA from Castor canadensis (American beaver), 1268 nucleotides. The record is from RefSeq and is a predicted model, not a curated record. Lineage: Eukaryota; Metazoa; Chordata; Mammalia; Rodentia; Castoridae.